Molecule: messenger RNA, 1155 nt
Organism: Camelina sativa (false flax)
Lineage: Eukaryota; Viridiplantae; Streptophyta; Magnoliopsida; Brassicales; Brassicaceae
Source: RefSeq, a predicted model, not a curated record
AUGAUGUUCCUUCUUCUUUAUGUUGAUGAUAUGCUUCUGACUGGUAACAAUCUUAUACUCGUCAGUACUCUGCUUGCUCAUCUCAACAAGGAAUUCAGAAUGAAAGAUUUGAGAGGCCUGCAAUAUUUUUUGGGCAUACAAGCUCAUUAUCACUCUGAAGGACUCUUUCUUCAUCAGGAAAAGUAUGCUAUGGAUUUGUUGGUCGCUGCAGGCAUGGCUGAUUGCACUCCAAUGCCUACUCCUUUACCUCUGCAACUUGACAAAGUGCGUGGAAAGGAAGUCCCUUUCACUGAUCCGACUUAUUUUCGAAGCCUAGCUGGCAAGCUUCAGUAUCUCACCUUAACAAGACCCGAUAUGCAAUUUGCUGUGAAUCUUGUAUGCCAGAAAAUGCACUCGCCUUCAAUGGCUGAUAUUUAUCUCCUUAAGAGGGUCAUGCGAUAUCUCAAAGGCACAGUCAGUAUGGGACUCAACAUUUACUCUGACACUGAUUCCACACUUCGAGUGUAUAGUGACAGUGACUGGGCUAAUUGUAAAGAAACAAGACGGUCUGUCGGUGGUUUCUGCACCUUCCUUGGCUCAAACAUCAUUAGUUGGUCUGCCAAGCGCUACCCCACUGUAUCUAGAUCCUCGACUGAAGCUGAAUACAAGACUCUCUCUAUCGCUGCAUCUGAACUAAAGUGGAUAUCUCUGCUUCUUCGAGAAACUGGUGUCUCUCAACCAAUCACACCAGAACUAUAUUGUGAUAAUUUAUCUGCUGUUUACUUGACUACAAAUCCUGCAAUGCACAAUUGCUCCAAGUCUUUUGAUGUUGACUUUCACUUUGUUAGAGAACGAGUGGCCUUGGGAGCUUUGGUGGUCAAGCAUGUUCCUGCUGAAUAUCAACUUGCUGACAUCUUCAAGAAAUCUCUUCCUCAGCAGCCAUACUUUGAUCUGCGAUACAAACUUGGCGUUGUCUUACCUCCUACUCCAAGUUUGAGGGGGUGUAUUAACCAAGACCCUACAGUUCAAACAGAAGGUAUCUCCUCUUCUGCUUUUGAAUCUCUUAAGGCCUCAACUGAGAUGGGCAUCAAACACAUUACCGAGCCCAUUACCAAGUCCACCUCUAUAUCUUGCAACGGUAACAAGGCGCUAACAAUUUAUCUGUUGUUUACUUGA